AUGUCUUUGCCACCAUAUUUAUUGGGGCCCAAUCCCUGGGCCACAAUGAUGGCUCAACAACACUUAGCUGCGGCCCAUGCUCAAGCUCAAGCUGCAGCUGCACAAGCUCAUGCUCACGCCUUACAACAGCAGAUGCCUCCGCCGCAUCCUAAGCCUGAUGUUAUGACCGAAGAUAAGCUUCAGGAAAAAGCGCAAAAAUGGCAGCAGUUGCAAUCAAAGCGCUUUGCCGACAAAAGGAAAUUAGGAUUUGUCGAGGCGCAAAAGGAAGACAUGCCUCCGGAACAUAUCAGGAAAAUUAUAAGGGAUCAUGGUGACAUGAGUAGUCGGAAAUAUAGACAUGAUAAACGGGUGUAUUUAGGUGCUCUAAAAUACAUGCCCCAUGCGGUAAUGAAAUUGUUAGAGAAUAUGCCUAUGCCAUGGGAACAGAUUCGUGAUGUUAAAGUUUUAUAUCACAUCACUGGAGCUAUCACAUUUGUCAAUGAAAUUCCUUGGGUUAUCGAACCAGUGUAUAUCGCACAGUGGGGUACAAUGUGGAUAAUGAUGAGAAGGGAAAAGAGAGACCGUAGGCAUUUUAAAAGAAUGCGUUUUCCGCCGUUCGACGACGAAGAGCCUCCUUUGGACUACGCCGACAAUGUAUUAGACGUAGAACCUUUAGAAGCUAUCCAGAUUGAAUUAGAUGCAGAAGAAGACUCUGCUAUUGCCAAAUGGUUUUAUGAUCACAAGCCAUUGGUGGGUGGCAAGUAUGUAAAUGGUCCCACUUAUAGAAAAUGGAACCUUACUUUACCCAUGAUGGCAACAUUGUACCGUUUGGCUAACCAACUAUUAACAGAUUUGGUUGAUGAUAAUUACUUUUAUUUGUUUGACACGAAAAGCUUCUUUACAGCGAAAGCUUUAAACAUGGCCAUUCCAGGAGGUCCUAAAUUUGAACCGCUCAUAAAGGACAUGAAUCCUGCGGAUGAAGAUUGGAACGAGUUUAACGAUAUAAAUAAAAUUAUUAUUCGUCAGCCUAUUAGAACUGAGUAUAGGAUAGCUUUUCCGUAUCUUUAUAACAAUAUGCCACAUUUUGUCCACUUGUCUUGGUAUCACACACCUAAUGUCGUUUACAUUAAAACUGAAGAUCCUGACUUGCCGGCAUUUUAUUUCGAUCCGCUUAUUAACCCAAUAUCGCACAGACAUGCCGUGAAAAGUCUGGAACCUCUUCCGGAGGACGACGAGGAAUAUAUCUUACCAGAAGCGGUCCAACCGUUUUUGCAGGAAACUCCUUUGUAUACGGAUAACACCGCCAAUGGUAUUGCCUUAUUAUGGGCUCCUAGACCAUUUAACAUGAGAUCGGGCCGUUGUAGAAGAGCGAUCGAUGUUCCUCUUGUAAAGUGUUGGUAUAUGGAACAUUGCCCUCCGGGUCAGCCGGUUAAAGUACGAGUCAGCUACCAGAAAUUGUUGAAGUAUUAUGUACUUAAUGCUCUUAAACAUCGCCCUCCUAAACCGCAAAAGAAGAGAUACUUAUUCCGUUCGUUCAAAUCGACAAAGUUCUUCCAGACGACCACUCUGGAUUGGGUCGAGGCAGGUCUGCAAGUCUGCAGGCAGGGAUACAAUAUGCUCAACUUGUUGAUCCACCGAAAGAAUUUGAACUACCUUCAUCUGGACUAUAACUUUAAUUUGAAGCCAGUUAAGACUUUGACUACCAAGGAGAGGAAAAAAUCGCGUUUCGGAAACGCUUUCCAUUUGUGCAGGGAAAUUUUACGAUUGACCAAACUAAUUAUCGAUUCCCAUGUGCAGUACCGACUGAAUAACGUUGAUGCUUUCCAACUGUCCGAUGGUUUGCAGUAUAUUUUCGCUCAUGUCGGCCAACUCACCGGAAUGUACAGAUAUAAGUAUAAGCUCAUGAGGCAGAUCAGGAUGUGUAAGGACCUGAAACAUCUUAUCUACUACAGGUUUAAUACGGGCCCUGUCGGAAAAGGCCCGGGCUGCGGCAUUUGGGCGCCGGGCUGGAGGGUUUGGCUGUUCUUCAUGAGGGGCAUAACUCCCCUUCUGGAGCGGUGGCUGGGCAACUUGCUUUCCCGUCAGUUUGAGGGCCGUCAUUCCAAGGGAGUAGCCAAAACCGUGACGAAACAGAGAGUGGAAUCCCACUUUGACUUGGAACUGCGCGCGUCCGUAAUGCACGAUAUCGUCGAUAUGAUGCCUGAAGGCAUCAAACAGAACAAAGCCAGGACCAUCCUACAGCACCUUUCGGAGGCUUGGAGGUGUUGGAAGGCCAAUAUUCCGUGGAAGGUGCCCGGACUUCCCAUUCCGAUCGAAAAUAUGAUAUUGCGGUACGUUAAAAUGAAAGCCGAUUGGUGGACGAAUACGGCGCAUUAUAACAGAGAGAGGAUACGCAGGGGCGCGACCGUGGAUAAAACGGUGUGCAAGAAAAAUCUCGGACGUCUCACGAGGUUGUACCUCAAAGCGGAACAGGAACGGCAGCAUAAUUAUUUGAAGGACGGCCCUUAUAUUUCUCCGGAAGAAGCCGUGGCUAUUUACACGACCACCGUCCAUUGGUUGGAAUCUAGGAGGUUCGCUCCCAUCCCCUUCCCUCCUCUGUCCUACAAACACGACACCAAGUUGCUGAUUUUAGCGUUGGAACGACUAAAAGAAGCUUAUAGCGUCAAAUCUCGUCUAAAUCAGAGCCAGAGAGAAGAAUUGGGCUUGAUAGAACAAGCCUACGAUAAUCCGCACGAAGCUUUGUCGAGGAUCAAACGUCAUCUCUUAACGCAGAGAGCUUUCAAGGAAGUGGGGAUCGAGUUUAUGGACCUUUACAGCCAUUUAAUACCCGUUUACGACGUGGAGCCGCUCGAGAAAAUCACCGACGCGUACUUAGAUCAGUAUCUUUGGUACGAGGCGGACAAGAGACGUCUUUUCCCGCCGUGGAUAAAACCAGCCGAUACCGAACCUCCGCCGUUGUUGGUUUACAAGUGGUGCCAGGGAAUCAACAACCUUCAGGACGUCUGGGACGUAAACGAGGGCGAAUGUAACGUCUUACUGGAGUCAAAAUUCGAGAAACUCUACGAGAAAAUCGAUUUGACGCUGCUCAACAGGCUGCUACGUUUGAUCGUGGACCACAACAUCGCCGAUUACAUGACGGCCAAGAAUAACGUGGUUAUUAAUUACAAAGACAUGAACCACACCAACAGUUACGGCAUAAUAAGGGGCCUGCAGUUCGCCUCGUUCGUUACGCAGUAUUAUGGUUUAGUUUUGGAUCUGUUGGUACUGGGUUUGCAGAGGGCGAGCGAAAUGGCCGGGCCGCCGCAGAUGCCAAACGAUUUCCUCACCUUCCAGGAUAUCCAGACGGAGACUUGCCAUCCCAUCAGGUUGUACUGCAGAUACGUGGAUAAGAUUCACAUGUUCUUCAGGUUCUCUGCUGAAGAAGCGAAGGAUUUGAUACAAAGGUACCUCACCGAGCAUCCGGACCCGAAUAACGAGAACAUCGUCGGGUACAACAAUAAAAAGUGCUGGCCGAGGGACGCUAGGAUGCGGUUAAUGAAACAUGACGUCAACUUGGGAAGGGCGGUUUUCUGGGACAUAAAGAACCGUUUGCCCAGAUCCGUGACCACCAUACAAUGGGAAAACAGUUUCGUAAGCGUUUAUUCAAAGGACAAUCCUAACUUGUUGUUUAACAUGUCUGGAUUCGAGUGCAGAAUUUUGCCCAAGUGUCGAACUCAACACGAAGAGUUCACCCACAGAGACGGAGUUUGGAAUUUGCAGCACGAAGGCAGCAAAGAAAGAACGGCCCAGUGUUUCCUGCGAGUAGACGACGAAUCCAUGAGUCGUUUCCAUAACAGAGUGCGACAGAUCCUGAUGGCGUCGGGUUCCACUACGUUCACAAAGAUCGUCAACAAAUGGAACACGGCUCUUAUCGGCCUCAUGACCUACUUCAGAGAAGCCGUCGUGAACACGCAAGAACUGUUAGAUCUGUUGGUUAAAUGCGAAAAUAAGAUCCAGACGCGUAUAAAGAUCGGUUUGAAUUCGAAAAUGCCCAGUCGGUUUCCUCCCGUCGUUUUCUACACCCCUAAGGAACUGGGCGGUCUUGGGAUGUUGUCGAUGGGUCACGUCUUGAUCCCUCAGUCUGAUCUGAGGUGGUCCAAACAGACGGACGUGGGUAUCACGCAUUUCCGUUCUGGUAUAAGCCACGACGAGGACCAGCUCAUUCCGAACUUGUACCGUUACAUACAACCGUGGGAGUCCGAGUUUAUCGAUUCGCAAAGGGUUUGGGCCGAGUACGCGUUGAAGAGGCAGGAGGCGAACGCCCAGAACAGGAGGUUGACUUUGGAAGAUUUGGAGGAUUCUUGGGAUAGGGGUAUUCCCAGGAUUAACACUCUCUUCCAAAAGGACAGGCAUACUUUGGCGUACGAUAAAGGUUGGAGGAUCCGAACCGAAUUCAAACAGUACCAGGUUCUAAAACAAAACCCCUUCUGGUGGACGCACCAGAGGCACGACGGUAAACUCUGGAAUCUAAAUAACUACCGAACUGACAUGAUUCAGGCUCUUGGAGGCGUAGAAGGUAUUUUGGAGCAUACUCUUUUCAAAGGAACGUACUUCCCGACGUGGGAGGGUCUUUUCUGGGAGAAAGCUUCAGGAUUUGAGGAGUCCAUGAAAUACAAGAAACUAACCAACGCCCAACGGUCCGGUUUGAACCAGAUUCCUAACCGUCGUUUCACCUUGUGGUGGUCCCCGACUAUAAACAGAGCAAACGUGUACGUCGGUUUCCAAGUACAGCUCGACCUUACCGGUAUUUUCAUGCACGGUAAGAUUCCGACCUUGAAGAUUUCUCUGAUUCAGAUCUUCAGGGCUCACUUGUGGCAGAAGGUGCACGAGUCUAUCGUCAUGGAUCUCUGUCAGGUGUUUGAUCAAGAAUUAGACGCACUGGAAAUCGAAACGGUACAAAAGGAAACUAUUCACCCGAGGAAAUCUUAUAAAAUGAACUCGUCGUGUGCCGAUAUAUUACUGUUUUCCGCUUACAAAUGGAACGUUUCCAGGCCUUCUCUCUUAGCAGAUACGAAAGAUACCAUGGACAACACAACGACGCAAAAAUAUUGGAUCGAUGUACAGCUUAGGUGGGGCGACUAUGAUUCUCACGAUGUAGAACGUUACGCUAGGGCUAAGUUCUUAGACUACACCACCGACAACAUGUCCAUCUACCCUUCCCCAACGGGGGUUCUUAUUGCUAUAGACUUGGCAUACAAUCUUCACAGUGCUUACGGUAAUUGGUUCCCCGGGUGCAAACCCCUCAUCCAGCAAGCCAUGGCUAAGAUAAUGAAGGCGAACCCUGCCUUGUACGUACUGAGGGAGAGAAUACGCAAAGCCCUCCAGCUGUACUCCAGCGAACCCACGGAACCUUACCUUUCUAGUCAGAACUACGGCGAACUAUUCUCCAAUCAAAUUAUCUGGUUCGUGGAUGACACGAAUGUGUAUCGGGUUACGAUUCACAAGACCUUCGAAGGAAAUUUGACCACCAAACCCAUCAACGGCGCCAUCUUCAUAUUCAAUCCCAGAACGGGGCAGCUCUUCCUGAAGAUUAUUCACACUUCCGUGUGGGCUGGACAGAAACGUUUGGGACAAUUGGCGAAAUGGAAGACCGCCGAAGAAGUGGCAGCUCUUAUUCGUUCUCUGCCGGUUGAGGAACAGCCGAAGCAAAUCAUCGUGACGAGAAAGGGUAUGUUGGAUCCACUGGAAGUGCAUCUCUUGGACUUCCCCAAUAUCGUUAUAAAGGGCUCGGAAUUGCAACUACCCUUCCAAGCUUGUCUCAAAAUCGAGAAAUUCGGUGAUCUCAUAUUGAAGGCCACCGAGCCACAGAUGGUGCUCUUUAACCUGUACGACGACUGGUUAAAGACUAUUUCCUCUUACACGGCGUUUUCAAGGCUGAUUUUAAUUCUGAGAGCACUGCACGUCAACACGGAGAGGACGAAGGUUAUUCUGAAACCGGAUAAAACUACCAUCACGGAGCCUCAUCAUAUUUGGCCGACGUUGUCCGACGAUGAGUGGAUUAAAGUGGAGGUGCAGCUCAAAGACCUCAUCUUGGCCGAUUACGGAAAGAAAAAUAACGUCAACGUGGCGUCUCUGACGCAGUCGGAAAUUCGAGACAUUAUUCUCGGUAUGGAAAUAAGCGCGCCUUCGGCCCAACGGCAACAAAUCGCUGAGAUAGAAAAACAAACGAAGGAACAGUCGCAACUGACCGCCACCACGACGAGAACCGUGAAUAAACACGGGGACGAGAUAAUCACGAGUACGACUAGUAACUACGAGACGCAGACGUUUAGUUCGAAGACUGAGUGGAGGGUCAGGGCCAUAUCCGCCACAAAUCUUCACCUUAGAACGAACCAUAUUUAUGUCAGUUCCGAUGAUAUCAAAGAAACCGGAUACACGUACAUCUUACCCAAGAAUGUGUUGAAGAAAUUUGUCACUAUCUCGGAUCUAAGGGCUCAGAUAUGCGCAUUUUUGUACGGCGUGAGCCCGCCGGACAAUCCCCAAGUCAAAGAACUCCGAUGUCUAGUCCUGCCGCCCCAGUGGGGUACCCACCAAACCAUUCACAUACCGAACACUCCACCGAAUCACUCGUUCCUUAAAGAUAUGGAACCGCUCGGAUGGAUACACACCCAACCGAACGAGUUGCCGCAAUUAUCACCGCAGGACAUCACGACGCACGCCAAGCUGAUGUCCGAAAACCCGACGUGGGACGGGGAGAAGACUGUGAUCAUAACGUGCUCCUUCACCCCUGGGUCUUGUUCCUUGACGGCUUAUAAGCUGACGCCCUCGGGUUUCGAGUGGGGUAGACAGAACACCGACAAGGGCAACAAUCCCAAGGGUUAUUUGCCGAGUCACUACGAGAAAGUUCAGAUGUUGUUGUCCGACAGGUUCUUAGGGUUCUUCAUGGUGCCGGCGCAGGGCUCUUGGAAUUACAAUUUUAUGGGCGUUCGCCAUGAUCCCAGCAUGAAGUACGAAUUGCAACUGGCCAAUCCGAAAGAAUUUUACCACGAGGUGCACCGGCCGGCGCACUUCCUCAACUUUUCUUCGUUGGAAGACGGUGAUGGGGCUGGAGCAGAUCGAGAAGACGCUUUCGCAUAAACUUGACAUGUAUUUUUCUGUGGUUCAAAUAUGUUCUAAAGCUAAAAGUAUAGAGACUGUAGGUUAAGAAAUAGGUUUGUACAUAUAAGGUAUUUUCUUUUUAAAUAAAUAAUUGAUUUAAUUGUUUUA
Messenger RNA from Anoplophora glabripennis (Asian longhorned beetle), 7224 nucleotides. It is a transcript of the gene Prp8, whose product is annotated as pre-mRNA-processing-splicing factor 8. Bases 1 to 7095 code for a protein of 2364 amino acids. Lineage: Eukaryota; Metazoa; Arthropoda; Insecta; Coleoptera; Cerambycidae. Gene Ontology annotation, molecular function: U6 snRNA binding; U2 snRNA binding; pre-mRNA intronic binding. The transcript has 22 exons. Gene Ontology annotation, biological process: mRNA splicing, via spliceosome; spliceosomal tri-snRNP complex assembly. The record is from RefSeq and is a predicted model, not a curated record. Gene Ontology annotation, cellular component: catalytic step 2 spliceosome; U5 snRNP.